Drosophila guanche is the source of this 2979-nucleotide messenger RNA. RefSeq lists its product as uncharacterized. Gene Ontology annotation, biological process: detection of chemical stimulus involved in sensory perception of taste; sensory perception of sweet taste. The record is from RefSeq and is a predicted model, not a curated record. Gene Ontology annotation, molecular function: sweet taste receptor activity. NCBI's taxonomy places the organism in Eukaryota, Metazoa, Arthropoda, Insecta, Diptera, Drosophilidae. Gene Ontology annotation, cellular component: membrane.
UUUAUUCAGUUGUUAGUUGCGCUCCAAGCAUGGCCAGGACAACGGGGGAUCCAGCCAAGCGAUACAAAUGUAUUGCUCGCAUUAAGUUCUGGCGAAGAUCGCGAGUGGGCAGCGAUAUUACACUGGGUGUCCUCAAGUAUAAAGUGACCUCCAGGCAACCGCAACACUUUCAGUUUGCCAAGAUAAAAUCUUUCAUGCAUCGUGCUCUAAAAGAUGAUUACAAUUACAGCGGCUCCUUCCAAGAGGCCAUCAAACCAGUACUCAUUAUUGCCCAGAUCUUUGCCCUGAUGCCUGUACGUGGCAUAGGCUCAAAGUUUGCAGAAGACCUGACCUUCGCUUGGUCCAGUUUCCGCACAUAUUAUGCCCUGGCCAUGAUGAUUUUGUUUGGGAUUACCGCUGGCUAUAUUGUGGCCUUCCUCACGAAUGUUUCCUUUGACUUUGAUUCGGUGGAGACGAUGACGUUCUAUGGCUCCAUAUUUAUCAUCUCAAUUUCAUUUCUCCAGCUCGCAAGGCGAUGGCCCGCCAUUGCCCAGGAGUGGCAGGCAGUGGAGGCCAAGCUGCCGCCGCUGCGGCUAGCAAAGGAGCGCCGAUCCCUGGCCCAUCACAUCAAGAUGAUUACGCUGGUUGCCACCACAUGCUCUCUGGUGGAGCAUCUGCUGAGCAUGACAUCCACGAUAACCUUUGCAGUGGCUUGUCCGCGCUGGCCCGCUCAUCCCAUCGACAACUUUUUGUACUUUAACUUCUCGACUGUGUUCCAUUUCGUUGAGUACACCACAUUCCUGGGUCUGUUGGGGAAAGUGAUCAAUGUGCUGAGCACUUUUGCCUGGAACUUCAACGACAUAUUUGUGAUGGCCGUCAGCGUGGCACUGGCCUCACGUUUCCGCCAGCUCAACGAUUACAUGCAGCGCGCGGCAAGAACGGCCACCACAGUGGAGUACUGGAUGCACUGCAGAAUCAAUUUCCGGAAUCUCUGCAAACUUUGUCAAGUCGUAGACGAUGGCAUCUCGGCCAUAACUCUUCUCUGCUUCAGCAACAAUUUGUAUUUCAUUUGUGGAAAGAUCCUAAAGAGCAUGCAAACAAAGCCCUCUGCCUCGCACACCAUGUACUUUUGGUUCUCGCUCUCGUAUCUGCUGGGCCGCACACUCAUUUUGUCACUCUACAGCUCCAGCAUCAAUGAUGAGUCCAAGCGACCGCUGCGUAUAUUUCGCAUGGUGCCCAGAAAGUAUUGGUGCGAUGAGCUCAAACGCUUUUCCGAGGAAGUUCACAUGGACACGGUGGCAUUGACGGGCAUGAAGUUCUUUAGUUUGACGCGUGGCGUUGUCAUUUCGGUGGCGGGAACUAUCGUGACCUACGAGCUGAUUCUGCUGCAGUUCAACAAGGAGGAAACGACGGCGUUUACCUGCUAUUGGACAAAGUCGGAACACAUGAUGAAGUUUCUGCCUGCAAAACUCGAACAAAAGUUCCGGCGCUUAAAGAAGCACGCGAGGUCGCCAUUGAUGCGAAAGCUGGAUGUGAUGCACGAAAGCGCACGUCAAAAAGUCUUUCAGCAAAAGUGCGAUGAAUACAAAGAUCAAAAGGAGUCCGAGUUUGAGUGUAGGAAACGACCGACAAAAAUUCCUGGAGGCUCUAGGGAGACCUUCCUCAGUGAUGGCACCUUUCACCAGGCCGUAGGCAGGGUGCUGCUUGUGGCCGAGUUCUUUGCCAUGAUGCCGGUCAAGGGCGUGACGGGAAAGCAUCCGGCAGACCUAAGUUUCUCCUGGCGCAACGUGCGCACUUGCUUCUGUCUGGUAUUCAUCACCUCCAGUGUGGCAAACUUUGGACUAUCGCUGUUCAAGGUGUUAAACAAUCCCAUUAGCUUCAACAGCAUCAAGCCCAUUAUAUUUCGUGGCUCGGUGCUGUUGGUUCUCAUUGUGGCACUGCGGUUGGCUCAGAAGUGGCCCGCUUUGAUGAUGUACUGGCAUGAAGUGGAGCAGGGCUUGCCGCAGUAUCCAUCGCAGCUGGCCAAGUGGCAGAUGAGGCACACUAUUCGAAUGGUUAUGCUUGUGGGAAUGAUGCUUUCCUUUGCGGAGCAUCUACUCAGCAUUGUAUCGGCCAUUAAUUAUGCUAGGUAUUGCAAUGGCACUUCUGAUCCCAUCAAGAAUUUUUUUCUGCUCACCAACGACGAGAUCUUUUACGUGACCAGCUACUCCACGACCUUGGCCUUGUGGGGAAAGUUCCAGAACGUAUAUUCCACAUUUAUAUGGAACUAUAUGGACAUGUUUGUGAUGAUUGUCAGCAUUGGAUUGGCAGCAAAGUUUCGACAGCUAAACAACGACUUGAGAAACUUUAAGGGAAUGGUGAGUGACACAGUUCUACCUCCUCUUUUCUCGUCACUGAUUGGUAUCUUCUUUUAGCACAUGGCGCCUUCAUACUGGUCGGAGCGUCGCAUUCAAUACCGAAGCAUUUGCAUAUUGUGUGACAAAAUGGACGAUGCCAUUUCACUCAUCACAAUGGUGUCCUUUUCGAACAACCUUUACUUCAUAUGCGUUCAGCUUCUGCGUAGCUUGAAGUUUGUACAACAAUUUCUGAUACUUGAAGCUGUUCAUUUAUGCAUUUUCCAAUUGCAGCACCAUGCCUUCGGUGGCCCUGCCGUUUACUUUUACUUCUCCUUAAUAUUCCUCAUUGGUCGCACGCUGGCUGUGUCGCUGUAUUCCGCCAGUGUGCACGACGAGUCGCGGGUCACUCUGCGAUAUUUGCGCUGUGUGCCAAAGGAUUCAUGGUGUCCGGAGGUCAAGCGCUUUUCGGAGGAAGUAAUCAGCGAUGAGGUGGCUCUCAGUGGCAUGAAGUUUUUUCAUCUUACUCGAAAGUUGGUAUUGAGUGUGGCAGGUACUAUAGUUACCUAUGAGCUGGUGCUCAUCCAGUUCCAUGAGGAUAACAAUUUGUGGGACUGCAAACAGAGUUAUUACUCGUAAUUUGAGAGAACAUUUAAGUUUGCAUAAU